GCUUUCUUGUUCCUCGGCUUUUCUCCCCGUUGACAAGUUGGCAUUGCGCAGGCUCUCGGUGGUGUGGAGGAGAUGCCUGAAAGGAAGUGAUGUUGCUUCAGUAGAUCAUGUUGCACCUGAGCCGAGAGGGUCUUCAAUUCCAAGAGGACGUCCGAACUUUUUUAUUUUUUUAACCCAAGUCGGGGCAAGUGGCACGUCCAAACAUGUUCGUGUAGAUUUACCUAAAAUAAGUGGCAGAAAAAUAUUCGGUACGAAGACACAAUGAACCUAGUUCGAGCGCUUAAGCGUUUCAUUCCCCGUCAGAAGUGAACAAUUACGAAAAUACGCGGCACACAAAAACGUUUAGUGACCCGACCAGAAGUUGGCGGUAACGGGCAGUCGUGUGACGUCACCGGCCAGCUCUCAUUAGCGACAGGUUUGCCAUAUAUACACCGUGAAGGUGUUUCCGCUGUUUUUACUUAGUUUUAAAGACGUUUUUUUUUCUUCCGCCCGAAUGUUUCGUUACGAAACUACAAAAUAACGCUGUUGCAAGUCACGUGACCGACGCUUUGACGAGCCGCCGCGGAGCGUCACAAAGAACUGACCUUUUAAAAUACAAUCUUCAAAAAUAUCGGCUCAGUCCGGUCCGUUUCACGCUUUACAAUAACAGUCCUUGUAUUCAAACCGAGCUAAAACCGCCUGAAUUGUAACUAGAGCAUUUAAUUUUCUUGACGUUUAUUGACGUCUUAAUCGUCCCUCGCAUAGUCGUGAGAGAUACGCGCGAUGGACAGCAGGAGUGAGAGGAGAAUGCUCCAACUGAGGAAUCGCCUGGACAUGCUGGGCUACACCGACCAUCUGGGAGCUGACUCACUCUCACUUGUUGAGAGGCUUUUCUGCGAUAUGGUGCACACCACCGAAAGCCUGCGCAAAGCCAAGCGUUUGGCAGGCAAGUCUGAAAAAGAAAUCCAGAACUGCGAUGUUUUUCUGGAGCCAUACAGAGUCGCUCAUGAUCAACUGGCCAAGGAGAACCGAGAGCUUCAGAUAGAGCUUCUAACCGUGAAGGCCGAAAAGGAACGUUUGGACAAAGAGAUGAAAAUCUUCAUCACAAAGCAGGAAGAUGAGCUGUCUUCCCUGAAGUCUCUGAACAAGCAGUAUAUGCAGCAGGUUCGCUACCUGGAGAAGGACAGCAAAGAGAAAGCUAAGACUGUCCGUCAACUGCGGAAAAGGAAUUCAAAUGCAGUGGUGCAGGCGGGAGAUGAAAAAAGGAUCAGCCCUCAUUCUCCUCGGUCCGCGCCUCAUCCUGAUGAUGCGUAUGUAGCCGAACUUUUGCAGCAGGCAGAUAAAAGGAUCUUUGAACUGCAUGACGAAUCGGCAAAAUUAAAAGCGGAUCUGGAAAAUGCCCGGGGACAAGUAGAAUUCUUAAAUAAUCAUAUUGACGACCUGCAAGAGGCCAACAACCAACUAAAGAGGAAGUUGGAGGGAGUGCAGCAGAAAUACUCCACCAAAGUAGCUGACCUCACCUCAAAGAACCGUGAGCUGUGCGGCGAGUUCGUGGCCAUACUUGACCUCGCCAGGCAGAUGGAAGUAGACAACAAGCAAAAGUUGAAAACGGCUGAUACAAAAUUUCAAGAUAUGAAUGAAGUUGUGCAAAAGCAAAAAGAAGUGAUUAAAGAUUUGGAGGAUGAACUGGGGAAAAUAAGUGUGGAUGGCCAAACUCUUGCUUCCGCAGAUGAACAUGGACAGGAAACGAAGGAAGUUGACAUUCAGAAUGUCGCCCACAGUGAGUUGGAUUUCAUAAAAUCUCAUCUUGGAGAACAGUUGGUAGAGCUGAGAGGACAGAAUAAGAAAUUGGAGGGAAUGGUGGAUUUCCUCGGGGCUGAGAAAAGCAGACUGCAGGACAAAGUGGAGAAGUUGAUGUCAUUUGAAAAAGUCUUAGUCCUGGAUUUGGAGGGCAUGCGAAACAGAUAUGGCAUUUGCCGAUUGGCGUGCUCUUCAUCUCGUCUGGAUGCUUUUGUCAAGAGUCUAGAGGAGGAGAGGGAUCACUAUCGACAGGAAGUUGAACACUAUAAAGUCUUUGUAGCAAGUAGCCCCAGUCACAGUCCAGGCAAGCAGAAGAGUCCAAAAAGCCAGCAUGACCACAAAAGCUCUAAUCCAUCUGCUGAAAUAUUGAAUCUGAAAGAUGCGCUCAGACUGGCCAAUGAAAAACUCCAGCAGGUGACAGCUGAAAAACAGUCGCUGAUGGGAGAACUGAAGCAGACGAAAAGCUCAGCAUGGAUGGAGUCAAACAUCCAGCAGGUGACGGAUGAAAAAGAAGAAGCUAUGGAGAACAAUACGCAAGAGCAACUCACGCAAGCUUCUAAAAACCUCAACCUGAAAGACGAACGUAAGCAGAUAGAAGAAAAACUCCGGCUGGUGUUGGGUGAAAAAGAGUCAUUUAUGAAUAAAUGUCAGCAAAUGGAGUUGCAGUGUGAGCAACACAGCUCGGAAUUGAUAAGCCUGAAAGAGAAGCUCAGACUAGCUGAAGAAAAUAACCGUCGGGUGACGGCUGAAAAAGACUCAGCAGUGGAGGAAGUUCAACAAAAGCAGCUACAGUGUGAGGCCCACACCUUAGAAAUACAGUCCCUUAAGAAGGGGCACAACCUGGAAGAAGACAAAACCCAGCAAGCAACGACUGAAAAAGAGUCACUGAGAGAGAAAUUAACGCAGCGUCAACAGGAUCUCUCAAAAACAUCUGAUGAAAUCUCAAAACUAAAAGAAGAGCUCAAACUGUCCAAAGCAAAAACAGAGCAAGUGACCGCUGAAAAAGACUCACUGGCAGAAGAGUUGAAGCGGCAGCAUGCGAAGCACAACUCAGAAACAUCUGCUGAAAUCUUAAAACUGAAGGAGCAGCUUAAUCUGGCAGAGAAGAAAGUCCAAGAGGUUAUUUCAGAAAAAGGCACACAUAUAGAAGAACUGAAGGAAAUGCAACUGGUGCAGGAGGAACAGCAGUCGGCUGCAAUUUCUAACUUGGAAAAGGAGCUCAAACAGGCCAAAGAAAAAAUUGAGCAGUUCACGAAGGUAACUGAGAAAAUACAGGUGGAACGGGAGCAGUUGAACUUAAAUGCAUCUGAGGAAAUGUUAAACUUCAAAGAAGAACUUAAACAGGCAGAAGAAAAAAUCCAGAAAGUAAUGGCUGAAAAAGACUCACUGAUGGAAGAGCUUAAGCAAAAGGAGGUGGAGCAUGAGCAACAUACUUUGACAACAUCUGAGGAACUCUCCAACCUAAAAGAGGAGCUCAGGCAGGCAAAAGACAAAAUCCAGAAAGUGAUGGAUGAAAAAGUUGCACAAAUUGAAGAAUUCAAGCAAAGGCAGCUGCAGAGUGACGGCCGCGACUCAAAAACAGUUGCUGACAUUUUUAAUCUGAAAGAGGGGCUGAAACUAGCAGAAGAAAAAUAUAUGCAGGUGACUGCAGAAAAAGACUCACUGGCGAAGGAUUUGGAGCAAGUGCGGCAACAGAAAGAACAGGAAAUCUCAAAAGCAUCUGAUGAAAUCUUAAAACUAAAGAAGCAGCUCACACUGACAGAAGAGAAAGUUAAUGAGAUCGCUUCAGAAAAAGAGGCAGAAAUAGAGGAACUGAAGCAAGAGGAGAACAGCUCAACAUCUGUAGAAAUUUUAAAACUGAAGAAGCAGCUUAAUCUGUCAAAAGAGAAGGUCCUAGAGGUGGCUUCAAAAAAAGAUGCUGAAAUGGAAGAACUGAAGAACCAGCUCAAACUGACAGAAGAGAAAGCCCAGGAGGUGGCUUCAGAAAAAGACGCAAAAAUCGAAGAACUGAAGAACCAGCUCAAAGUGACAGAAGACAAAGUCCAUGAGGUGGCUUCAGAGAAAGACGCAGAAAUGGAGGAACUGAAGUACCAGCUCAAACUGACAGAAGAGAAAGUCCAUGAGGUGGCUUCAGAGAAAGACGCAGAAAUGGAGGAACUGAAGCAUGAGGACAACAGCUCAACAUCUGCAGAAAUCUUAACAUUGAAGAAGCAGCUUAAACUGGCAAAAGAGAAAGUUCAAGAGGUGGCAUCAAAAAAAGACAGAGAAAUGGAAGAACUAAAGAACCAGCUCAAACUGACAGAAGAGAAAGCCCAGGAGGUGGCUUCAGAAAAAGACGAAAAAAUCGAAGAACUGAAGAACCAGCUCAAAAUGACAGAAGACAAAGUCCACGAGGUGGCUUCAAAGAAAGACGCAGAAAUGGAGGAACUGAAGUACCAGCUCAAACUGACAGAAGACAAAGUCCAUGAGGUGGCUUCAGAGAAAGACGCAGAAAUGGAGGAACUGAAGCAUGAGGACAACAGCUCAACAUCUGCAGAAAUCUUAAAACUGAAGAAGCAGCUUAAUCUUGCAAAAGAGAAAGUCCAAGAGGUGGCUUCAAAAAAAGAGGCAGAAAUGGAAGAACUGAAGAACCAGCUCCAACUGACAGAAGAGAAAAUCCAAGAGGUGGCUUCAGAAAAAGACGCAAAAAUCGAAGAACUGCAGAACCAGCUCAAACUGACAGAAGAAAAAGUCCAUGAGGUGGUUUCAGAGAAAGACACAGAAAUGGAGGAACUGAAGUACCAGCUCAAACUGACAGAAGACAAAGUCCAUGAGGUGGCUUCAGAGAAAGACGCAGAAAUGGAGGAACUGAAGCAUGAGGACAACAGCUCAACAUCUGCAGAAAUCUUAAAACUGAAGAAGCAGCUUAAUCUGGCAAAAGAGAAAGUCCAAGAGGUGACUUCAAAAAAAGAGGCAGAAAUGGAAGAACUGAAGAACCAGCUCAAACUGACAGAAGAAAAAAUCCAAGAGGUGGCUUCAGAAAAAGACGCAAAAAUCGAAGAACUGAAGAACCAGCUCAAACUGACAGAAGAGAAAGUCCAUGAGGUGGCUUCAGAGAAAGACGUAGAAAUGGAGGAACUGAAGCAAGAGAAGCACAACUCUACUGCUGCAGAAAUCUUAAAACUGAAGAAGCAGCUUAAUCAGGCACAAGAGAAAGUCCAAGAUGUGGCUUCAGAAAAAGAUGCAGAAAUGGAAGAACUGAAGAACCAGCUCAAACUGACAGAAGAUAAAGCCCAGGAGCUGGCGUCAGAGAAGGACACAGAAAUGGAGGAACUGAAGCAUGAGAAGCACAACUCAAAAUCUGCAGAAAUCUUAAAACUGAAGAAGCAGCUUAAUCAGGCACAAGAGAAAGUCCAAGAAAAAGAUGCUGAAAUAGAAGAACUGAAGAACCAGCUCAAACUGACAGAAAAGAAAGUCCAAGAGCUGUCUUCAGAAAAAGAUGCAGAAUUGGAAGAACUGAAACAUGAGAAGCACAAAUCAACAUCUGCAGAAAUCUUAAAACUAAAGCAGCAGCUGAAUCAGGCAAAAGAGAAAGUCCAAGAGGUGGCUUCAGAAAAAGACGCAGAAUUGGGGGAACUGAAGCAAAAGCAGCUGGAGAUUGAGGAACAGAAGUUAAUUGAGAUUGCGAACUUGGAAGAGGAGCUGAAACUGGCAGAAAAAAAAGUCCAAAAGGUGACAGAUGAAAAAGACGCUGAAUUGGAAGAAAUGACGAACCAGCUCAAACUGACAGAAGAGAAAGUCCAAGAUUUGGCUUCAGAAAAUGAUGCAGACAUGGAGGAACCGAAGCAUGAGAAGGAUAACGCAACAGCUGCAGAAAUCCUAAAACUGAAGAAGCAGCUUCAACUGGCAAAAGACAAAGUCCAAGAGGUGGCUUCAAAAAAAGAUGCAGAAUUGGAAGUACUAAAGCAAAAGCAGCUGGAGAAUGAGGAACAGAAGUCUGUGGAGAUUGCAAACUUGGAAGAGGAGCUGAAACUGGCGGAAGAAAAAGUCCAAGAGGUGAUGGAGGAAAAAGAGACGCUGAUGGAAUCGACUGAGCAUGCACAAAUGAAACAGGAUCAAUCAUACCUCCAUGCACCUGAUGAAAUUUUGAGCCUGAAAAAAGAGCUCAAACUGGCCCAAAAAAAAAUCCAGCAGAUAAUAGCUGAAAAAGACUCACUGAUGGAAGACGUGAAGGGCCUCAAAGAAAAGCUCAGAGUGGCAAAAGAACAAAUCCAGCAGGUGACCGCAGAAAAAGACGCAAUGAUGGAGGAAUUGGAGAUUGGCAUGCCUUCUGCUCUCCCGGGCGCACAUGGAAUGGAACACAAGAUAAUUGACCUGCAGAAAGUCAUCAAGAGACUGGAGAAGGAAAACCUGGAGCUGUGUUCUCACCUUUACGAACUAAAAGACAGCAAGGAGAAUGUGGGGCAGCAGAUGGAUGUUCAGCGUGCUCCGCUGGUCCAGGAUGCGGAUGCGUCUGAAGCACAUCGGUGGACAACAGAAGCAUCCCGCCUUUGGCUACAACAGGGGCAGAUUCAGUCCUCACUUUUGGACCUCCAGGAAAUGCUUUCUAUAAAGACGGACGAGUUGCGUGCUGCUCAUGCACAAAUGGAAACACUAGAGGACAUAAUCGAGGCACAGAAUCAGAAGGUUUACCUGUACAAGCAGGAAGCAGAAGUUAUUCACAUCUCUUUCUCUGCACUCUGCAUGAAGAAAGACGCUCUGCAGGAGGAGGUGGCGCAGAAGACCAAAAGGCUGGCUAUUCUCCAAGAGGAGCUCGCCAUGAAGCUGCAGGGAGAACUAAAGAGCCGUGAAAGGGAGUUCACCACUCGUAGGAUGUUGGCGGACUACCAGGAGGCGUUGGCACAACUCAGAAGUGAUAAUGAGCUGAUACUUCGAGAUAACAGGAGGCUGGAAGAUGACGUGACCACAAUGACUAUGGAGAAGCAAGCUGCACUCGUGGACAUGGAAGGGGCUUUACAUGAAAGGAACGAGCUGAAACACAGAGUCAAUUCCUACGUGAUUACAGUGUCCAAGAUUGAGAACCUCUUGAAGUCAAAGGAGCAGGAGAAUUUCGAGCUGUUGCAGCAGCUUCACAUGGCCAACUCUGACAUGCAAGAAAGGGGGCAGAGGCUGAUGCAGGGAGACGUCCUCAUCAACUCUAUCCGACGGGAGCUCCUUUCUGCCGAAACGGACCGAAGGCACCUCCACGAAGCCGUCAGCCACAAGGAGCGAGAGAUCCAGCAGUAUAUGCAGGACAUAAAGGCUUACGAGAUGCAGUUGUCCACGUUAAUCCGAGGAACAUCCCUACUGGAGGAGGAGCUACGAACCGUUCAGGAGGAGAAAGCCGUCCUUCUCGCCGACCUGGCCUCUGUCAGGGAGCUGUGUGUCAGACUAGACGCAGACAAUGAAGUUGCAACCCGCCAGCUUUUAUACAAGAGCAUGGAGCUAGAGAGGGCAACAACGAGACAGGACGAUGCUUGGACAGAAGUGGCGCUGUUGAAAGAACACCUGGCGAGCGAAAAGUUGACCAUCCAUAACCUCGAGAGGGCGCUGGCCAACAGUCGGCAAGAGAUGUUCCAAGCCCACCAGGCAGCCAGGGAAAAAGAAUCCGAGCUGAAGGUCCUACGUGAGAGGCUCAUGCAGGCUGAAAACAAGAUAGGCGAGUAUGUGCGGGAGAUUUCCAAUCUUCGCAGCAAAGUUACUCAGCUGCAAACAAAGAUCGAGGCUCUGAACUCUCAAAUAAGCGGUGAACGACACAGGCGCGAGGAGAUGCCCUUGCAAGAGUUGUCAUUCAGGCCCCCGAGAACCUCAUCGCCAGUGGACCCCUUGAACACUCCUCACCCGACGUUCCCCGACACCUCCUCCAUUAAGAAAUCCGAUUGACGUUGACACACAGACCUUCCUGCGUUAUCUACCGUCAAUAUUGCUGCUGUAGCUCCUAAGCUAGAUCAUUCAGUUAUACGGUUAACUGCUUAUUUACUCAUAAUGGGGCAGAUUUUUUUUUGUUACCUCCUGUAAUGAGAGGACUUUUACAAUCACCAACGUAAAAUAUGUUUUAGUAAUAGAAUACCGUUUUUCAAGCUUCGAGGAAGCCGACAUUUAACAAAACAAGAAAUUAGCUAAGGUUAUACAUAGGGGUGUAACGGUACACAAACAUUUCGGUUCGGUACGUACCUCGGUUUUGAGGUCACGGUUCGGUUCAUUUUCGGUACAGUAAGAAAACAACAAAAUAUACAUUUUUUGGGUUAUUUACCAAAUUUGUAAACAUUGACUUUAUCCUUUUAACAUUGUGAACACUAUAAUAAUCCUGUCCACGUUAAUCCACAUUAAACUGCCUCAAAUUGUUGCUCAGAUUAAUUAAAAUGACAAAACUUUUCUUCUACAUAUAAAAAGUGCAACAUAAAGGCCUACUGAAAUGAGAUUUUCUUAUUUAAACGGGGAUAGCAGGUCCAUUCUAUGUGUCAUACUUGAUCAUUUCGCGAUUGCCAUAUUUUUGCUGAAAGGAUUUAGUAGAGAACGUCGACGAUAAAGUUUGCAACUUUUGGUCGCUAAUAAAAAAGCCUUGUCUGUACCGGAAGUAGCAGACGAUGUGCACGUGGCGUCACGGGUUGUGGAGCUCCUCACGUCCUCACAUUGUUUAUAAUGUGAGCCUCCAGCAGCAAGAGGUAUUCGGACCGAGAAAGCGACAAUUUCCCUAUUAAUUUGAGCAAGGAUGAAAGAUUCUUGGAUGAGGAAAUUUAGAGUGAAGGACUAGAAAAACAAAAAGAAAGGCGAUGGCAGUAGGAGUGAUUCUGAUGUUUUUAGACACAUUUACUAGGAUAAUUCUGGGAAAUCCCUUAUCUGCCUAUUGUGUUGCUAGUGUUUUAGUGAGUUAAGUAGUACCUGAAAGUCGGAGGGGUGUGGCCACGGGUGUGUUGACGCCAGAGUCUCUGAGGGAAGUCACGAAGCUGCAGCAGGGCAGAAGCUCCGCUGAUCUCCGCUAAGAGGCGACUUAUUACCACAAUUUUCUCACCGAAAACUGCCGGUUGACAUGUAGUCAGGAUCCAUGUUCGCUUGACUGCUCUGAUCCAUAGUAAAGAUUCAGCUCUGGGAAUUUUAAACAAGGAAACACUGUGUGUUUGUGUGGCUAAAGCUUCCCACCUCCAUCUUUCUACUUUGACUUCUCCAUUAUUAAUUGAACAAAUUGUAAAAGAUUUCAGCAACACAGAUGUCCAAAAUACUCUGUAAUUCCGCGAUGGAAAGAGAUGACUUUUAGCCGUAGGUGGUGCUGGGCUCAUAUGUUCCCUCCAACCAAUAACGUCUCAAACACGUGUCAUCAUUCCACGACGUUUACAACAGAAAACUCCGCGGGAAAUUUUCAAUUGUAAUUUAGUAAACUAAAAAGACUGUAUUGGCAUGUGUUGCAAUGUUAAGAUUUAGUCAUUGCUAUAUAAACUUAUCAGACUGCGUGGUCGGUAGUAGUGGGUUUCAGUAGGCCUUUAAAUAGUUUCAAGUCAACUCAUCAUGCUUAAUUUAUCACAGAAUUUGGGAAGCCUGUAGUUGAUUUUUAUUAUGUAAAUGUAAUAUUUUUGUCAACAUGUGAUAGCAGGGACCCUGCCAUUCCAAGCAAUUCUGUCCGUAAAACACACACACACACCACCGCAAAUGAGCUAACGUUAUGCUAAAAGCUAAUUAGCCUUCACCUCAAGCCAGAACUGCGAGCUAGCUGAGCUGCAGUUUAAGUUUCUAGAAGGUCAACGGGCGCAUAGUGAUGUUAGUGGUAGUUGACUUGGAGGUGUUUAUUAUCAUUUGGGGAGAGUACGCUGCCUUAUGCUCACCUGCUAAACACCUAUCUGCUCGACGCUGAAGCAUUUACUACAUGCGCUCUGAAUACGCACUGCUGAUUGGCUGUUACCGCUAUAUAUGUAACCAAUCAGAUGGUAGUGUGGGUGGGACAAUGCUGGGUGCCGAGACAGAGGCGGAAAAGAAGCAAAGCAGCUUGUUAAGACUUUAGCUUAGAAACUCUUUCGGUACACCCCCGUACCGAAACGGUUCAAUACAAAUACACGUACCGUUACACCCCUAUAACUUAAGUUAACAAUACUUCAUGUAUUCGGAUCUAAUCGGUACGCAGCGACAGUAAUCCCUUGUUUAUUGCUGUUACUUGGUUCUGGACAUGACCGGAAAAAAGUACUUUCUGCUAAGUAGGAAUCAAUAUUUUCAUAGCUAGAACAUUAAAGCAUUUUGCUGCAUUCUAAAUACAUUUUUCAAUAUUGAGAGAGCCCUCUAUAAAAUGAAAUAACACCCUUUUGUUGGGCUGUGAGCACCUCCUAGAGCAGGGGUGUCAACCUCGUUUUCAUUGAGGGCCACGUUGCAGUUUUGGCUGCCCUUAGAGGGCUGGCUGCUUGUAACAUAAAUAAAAGCCAAAAAAAAACAGCUCAUUUUUUACCUAUUCUGCCUUAUUGCACCAAGAAAAAUUACUAGUUUGUGAGCCCGUUCGUAAACAAUGGCAAUAAAAACUAUUCUGAUUCUAUCCAUCCAUUUCUACCGCUUGUCCCUUUUGGGGUCGCUGGAGUCUAUCUCAGCUGCAUUCUGGCGGAAGGCGGCGUACACCCUGGACAAGUCGCCAUCUCAUCGCAUGGCCAACACAGAUAGACAACAUCAACAUUAACACUCACAUUCACACACUAAGAAAUUACUGUAAAAACACACCAAAAAAAAUUGUUAUAUACUGUUCUUCUUAAAUGCAGUUAAGUACUGUACAUUUUGUUGCAUUUUACAAAAAAUAUCGACCAGCAGUAAGCUACUGCACAACAUACAGUAUAAUUCAGUAUUUUUCAGACUUGUUUCUUGGGUCCGCCCACAAUUCGUCCAACCGAGCUUCAUUUCGCACGAUCUGCUGCUCUCACGCAUAACACGUACCCAGGUGGAAGAAAAAGUAGUUCCCACUAUAAACGUGUCAUUUAUACAAGAUUUCAAUAGUACUUCCCAUUGUGUUGCUGUUAAUAUUUUACCUCAAAACAUGUACUAUCAAAGUAUCGACAUUUUGAUUUGAAAAUCAAUUAUAGUGUGGCACUCCUUUUAUCGAUAUCCAAGUAUGAUUGCGCACAUCAUAACUCUGAAGUUGCCAAGUACCGAUGGAUGGACGAGCGAUAACCUGCCGCCACCUCCAGCUAUAAAAUCACCUGGCCGCCGCAGCUAAAUCCAUCCUAUUGGUGGGAUAUUACGGACAUUUGACCCCUCAGGCGAUACUGCAUCAAAAACCGACGACAGUGUGUAAAGGAUAUCACCACAUGGGCUCAGGAACACUUCAUAAAACCACUGUCAGUAACUACAGUUGGUCGCUACAGCUGUAAGUGCAAGUUAAAGCUCUACUAUGCAAAGCAAAAGCCAUUUAUCAACAACACGCAAGAAUGCCGCAGGCUUCUCUGGGCCCGAGCUCACCUAAGAUGAAUUUAAUAGUCCGGCCCAAGUGCACAGAUUUUCCUCUAUGUGGCCCCCCGAGCGAAAAUGACUUUGGCACCCCUGUGCUAGCUGGUUAGCGAUGUGUAGCUCAGCUGCCUUAAAAGUGACGUUAUCCUUCUUGCAGCCCCCUUAAAGGGGCCUGUAUUGUUUUGUUUUGUUUACAUGUUGUUGUUUAUGUCGUUACUGUGGCUACCACUGCAGGAGAA
Molecule: messenger RNA, 11447 nt
Organism: Nerophis ophidion (straightnose pipefish)
Lineage: Eukaryota; Metazoa; Chordata; Actinopteri; Syngnathiformes; Syngnathidae
Product: golgin subfamily B member 1-like
Exons: 59
Coding region: 763-7680 (2305 amino acids)
Source: RefSeq, a predicted model, not a curated record